Messenger RNA from Hyalella azteca, 1975 nucleotides. RefSeq names its product protein lin-9 homolog. Gene Ontology annotation, molecular function: DNA binding. The record is from RefSeq and is a predicted model, not a curated record. Lineage: Eukaryota; Metazoa; Arthropoda; Malacostraca; Amphipoda; Hyalellidae. Gene Ontology annotation, biological process: regulation of cell cycle; regulation of transcription by RNA polymerase II; DNA-templated transcription. Gene Ontology annotation, cellular component: transcription repressor complex; nucleoplasm.
UCCAGCUCUGUUUGCCAGUUUCUGGUCAGAAUCAGCAAGGAGCCUUGAAGGAGGCCGGCCGGGGCCGUAUUAUCAAAACUUCGGGUACAGUAAAAGAACUUCAUGAUAUGGACUCUGAUGAUGUAUCUCCACUGCAAGCCCUUGGACUACUCCGUGUUGGGCAGCUGCCACCGAGACCUCCUCCCAGCCAUGUGCCCAUACCACUCAACAAGCGUGGCAUGCCUGCUCGAGUCCGAAAGAAGAACCCAAUGUACUUUGAUGAAAUGCUGGUGACCAGCCCGAAGACUUCCCGUGGAACUCCUCGCAAAAGUUUUCGGCCGGAUAGCAUCACUCCCAAGAAGGCAGAGACCAGCAGCCCCUCACAUACACAUGCAGUGCCUUUCCCAUCAUCCCCUGCUCACUCAUCCCCUCGAAAAGAGGCUAUGGAUCGGAUCCAUGUUAAAGCUGUACAUUCACGAGACGCGAGGCCAGCCACCAUGAAAGCUACACGCAGCAGCAGUAGAGUGAGCAAAGGAAAGGUUAAAGCAGGUCCUUCUGAAGCCUCAUCCUCAGCUGUCGCCACGUCCCACGGAGUUCAGAGCUCUGAUGAAGACCUAGAUGAUGAAGAAGAAGAUGAAGAACCUGAGCCCUUGAGUCUAACGCCACUCAAACUAGAGUGCAGCAGUCAUCGUUUGAGCAGCAGCAGCGCCAGCAGUAGCAGCAGCCACAUCAGCAGCAGCAGUAACAGCAACAGUCCCCCAACAGUCUCCACAGCAACAGCUGCCAUGUCUGCGCCAUACCCCGCCGACCGCAGCGGCGCUGUGCACGAUAACAGACUUCGCCUCAGAAAUUUCCUUAAGUUGCCUCAGGCGCACAAGUGGAUCUACUAUGAGUGGUUCUACGCCAACAUUGACCAGCCGCUGUUCCUGGGCCGCAAUGACUUCGAGCAGGUGUUGCGAGAAGCCUUCCCUCAGCUCAGCACCCGAUGCCUUUCCCGUCGUCAGUGGAGCCUCAUCAGGAGGAUCAUGGGCAAGCCAAGGAGGUGCUCCCAGGCGUUUUUCAACGAAGAGCUCUCAUUGCUCGCCAAGCGGCGGCAAGUGCUGCGCCUGCUGCAGCAAAGGAAAAUUUCUGACGUGACUCAGUUACGUGACCUGCCUUUCACUCUGCCCCUACACAUACCAUGUCAGCUGGUCAUCGGCACCAAGGUGACAGCCCGCAUUCGGAAGCCUGAGAACGGCCUCUACAUCGGCCACAUAGACGCCGUGGACACGUCCAACAACACCUACAGGAUAAGCUUCACUAGACAUGGCAUCGGCACGCACUCCAUCCCAGACUAUGAAGUUCUUUCAUGCGAUCCUCCCGAAAUGAUGCCGCUGGCGAGCUUCCAACAAAAGUUCCGUCCUCGUCCCCCCUUGGGGCUGGUGACGCCCCCCCGGCCGCUGCUCCCCCGAGGUGUCUCUAUGGACACCCCAAACAAAGCGUCCUCCCUCUGCGGCUUGGACAGCCCCCCAGGCUGGGGUGCUGGGGCUGACGCCCCCUUCAUGUGCCACGACCCAGUGCUGGCGCAGUCGCCGCGCACGCAGCCCGCCCCACUGACGCUGAGCGACCGCAUCGGACAAUAUCCCGUGGCUCAGCUCAUGCACAUCGUCAGGCUCUGGAAGCUGCUAGAGAGCAAAGCUGAGAAAGUCAAGCAGCUCGAGCAGCUCAACAGCGGCGCUGAGAAGCUCAGAUGUCUGGGAGAAUCAGUUACUGGUGCGUUUCAGCGGCGCUACGCAACGCUGGUGCUGGAGGUAGACCAGCUCAACGAGCAGCUUAACUCAGAACUCCUGCAGGUGCAUCAAUUCUGCCAGGAGAUCAGCGGCGGCGCCUCGUCUGCCGCGGCUCCCACGCUACUACCCGACCAGAUCAGGGAGCGCUGCAUGGCAGAGUCCCUGGCUGUUGUCCAGGUUAGCAAUUCGGCGACGCAAGAGCGCGUGACCGACGAGGAAUCCCUGCA